Penicillium roqueforti is the source of this 912-nucleotide messenger RNA. Its product is annotated as acetate uptake transporter family protein. The record is from RefSeq and is a predicted model, not a curated record. Gene Ontology annotation, molecular function: acetate transmembrane transporter activity. Gene Ontology annotation, cellular component: plasma membrane. Lineage: Eukaryota; Fungi; Ascomycota; Eurotiomycetes; Eurotiales; Aspergillaceae. The transcript has 3 exons. Bases 1 to 912 code for a protein of 303 amino acids.
AUGUCUGCCACUCAAACAAUGGACCAUGCCGCAUUGGAGAAGGAUGCGGGUCCCUCUCCUCCCUCUCCCCAGAUCAGCUCUGGCCAGAACGGCGCCCCCAUGCAGCCUCAGAUGUCCGUCGAAGAGCACCAGGUAGCACAAGCGGCCGCGCGCUUCGGCUACGGACCCCUGGCCCAAGUCAACAACAACGAACGAUCCCUGCCUCCCUUCGGUGGUGAGUUCCAGCCCGGUCUGUACAAGCCCGUCGAAGGCCGCAAAUUCGCCAAUCCGGCUCCUCUCGGCCUGUGCGCUUUCGCCCUUACUACUUUCGUCCUGAGCGCCAUCAACAUGGGCACCCUGGAUAUCUCCAGCCCCAACAUUGUGGUCGGUCUUGCUUUUGCUUACGGUGGUCUUGUUCAGCUGCUCUCUGGCAUGUGGGAAAUGGCUGUCGGAAACACCUUUGGUGCCACCGCUCUGUCCUCCUACGGUGGUUUCUGGAUCGCGUUCGCUAUCGUCUUGACCCCUGGUGGGUUCGAGAUUGGUGAGGCUCUCGGCGAGUCAAGCAGUGACCCUUCCAAGUUCUAUGACUCCAUGGGUCUCUUCCUGCUGGGCUGGUUCAUCUUCACCACCAUCAUGUUGUUCUGCACCCUCAAGUCCACCGUCGCCUUCUUCAUGCUGUUCUUCACCCUGGACCUGACCUUCCUCCUGCUCGGCAUCGCCUACCUGCAGCGCAGUCCCGACGGCAGCCCCAACACCAACGUCCAGAUGGCCGGUGGAUUCUUCGGCUUCCUGGCUGCUUUCUCGGCCUGGUACAACGCCCUGGCUGGUCUUGCUGAUAACAGCAACAGCUUCUUCAUCAUUCCCGUCGCUCACUUCCCCUGGUCUCCCACUGGCCGUGUUCGCCGUGGAAAGACCGACCGUGAGCUCGCAUAA